AGGUCACCAGCCUAAGUCUGGCCACCAGGCAGGGCUGGAGCUGCCCGCCCCAGGAUUCCUUCCGUGGGCUCCGGGAACUAACAGACCCCUUCCGACUCCCCUUCAUGGAGGAGGCGGGGAUGCAAGGACCGGAAGGCACUGCAGAGUCAGCGCUGAACUGUGAGGCGGGGCCACCUCAUUUCAACUGCCCAGUUCCCACCAGGACCAAGCUGGAGCCCCUCCCUGGUCCCCUUUAAAUUCCCUGCGUGGGUAACUCUUCUCGGAUCUAGACCUUACUCACCUCCUUCCUGUUUCUUGAAGGCCCUUCCCACACUCCCCAGACCGAGCCCCCCCAUCCCUCACAGGACACCUCCUUUUACCAUAAUCUCCUCGUUGGUUACCUUAUUUCCUUAUUCCUUCCUGGGGUCCCGGGAAAUGCCAGCACCCCCAUCCACCUUGCCCGGGCUUUUCGAUACUCCCUAAGUAUAGACUGUUGUCUCUCAACACUACCCCUAGGUGUCCUGUGUCUUCUGGUACAUUCCACCCCACCGCUACUUCCACCCGGCUACAUUCACUCUCUACAUCCUCUACAAAUACCUUUCAUCUGCCACUGCCCACUGAUGCCUUCAUCUCCGUUAUAGACACCCUCCCCCCUGGCCAAUUCGGUGUUACCCCACUACUCCCCCAUUCAUGCUUGGACAGAGACUAGAGACGCCUCCUUGACAUAGUUCUUUGUUAAUCCCGCCAUCCCCCAAACUUGCUCCUGUCAUCCUCGCAUCCUUCCUCCCAACCUUUCCUUCUCAGGCUCUCUCCUUCUGUGCCCAGGCUGGCCCACAUGUCACAGUCAACCUCCCCUCGUUCCCGUGAACUGCCUCCCACCAUGUUCCCCUGAGCCUCCGAGGAGGGGGCUCAGGGGGCCUGAUGGCCUCCCGCCCCCCGCGGCCCCACAGCCCCCGUGGGCCAGGGGAAGCCCCGCGAAAGCCCCAGGGCCCAGGAUGGGCAACGGCACGUGGGAGGGCUGCCACGUGGACUCCCGCGUCGACCACCUCUUCCCGCCCUCCCUCUACAUCUUCGUCAUCGGCGUGGGGCUGCCCACCAACUGCCUGGCCCUGUGGGCCGCCUACCGCCAGGUGCGCCAACGCAAUGAGUUGGGGGUGUACUUGAUGAACCUGAGCAUCGCCGAUCUGCUGUACAUCUGCACGCUGCCACUGUGGGUCGACUACUUCCUGCACCACGACAACUGGAUCCACGGCCCCGGCUCCUGCAAGCUCUUUGGGUUCAUCUUUUACACCAACAUCUACAUCAGCAUCGCCUUCCUGUGCUGCAUCUCGGUGGACCGCUACCUGGCCGUGGCCCACCCACUGCGGUUCGCCCGCCUGCGCCGCGUCAAGACGGCUGUGGCCGUGAGCUCUGUGGUCUGGGCCACGGAGCUGGGUGCCAACUCGGUGCCCCUGUUCCAUGAUGAGCUCUUCCGUGACCGGUACAACCACACCUUCUGCUUUGAGAAGUUCCCCAUGGAGGGCUGGGUGGCCUGGAUGAACCUCUACCGGGUCUUCGUGGGCUUCCUCUUCCCGUGGGCCCUCAUGCUGCUGUCCUACCGCGGCAUCCUGAGGGCCGUGCGGGGCAGCGUGUCCACCGAGCGCCAGGAGAAGGCCAAGAUCAAGAGGCUGGCCCUCAGCCUCAUCGCCAUCGUGCUGGUCUGCUUCGCACCCUACCACGUGCUCCUGCUCUCUCGCAGUGCCGUCUACCUGGGCCACCCCUGGGACUGCGGCUUUGAGGAACGGGUCUUCUCGGCAUACCACAGCUCCCUGGCCUUCACCAGCCUCAACUGUGUGGCCGACCCCAUCCUCUACUGCCUUGUCAAUGAGGGGGCCCGCAGUGACGUGGCCAAGGCCCUGCACAACCUGCUCCGCUUUCUGACCAGUGACAAGCCCCAGGAGAUGGCCAGCGCCUCGCUUACCCUGGACACUCCGCUCACUUCCAAGAGGAACAGCAUGGCCAGGGCUGUGGCAGCCGGCUGGGUGGCAUCUCCGCCCUCCCAGGGGGACCAGGUGCAGCUGAAGAUGCUGCCGCCGCCGGCACCGUGAACCUCAAACCGCACAGAGUCCUCGCUCCUCCAAUCUGAUCCCACACUCCCUCCCCUCCUGGUCUGGGUGUAUGCAAAUUAUAUGCAAAUAAGUCUGUGUUAAUAUUCAUAUGAAUAGAAGAAUAUAGGAAGACCACCAUGAGGUUGGUAUGUCACCAGUCAACCAUCGUGCUUCACCACGACUCCUUAACAAUUCAGUGGAAUGGUGCCUAGCCCUGUGCUGGGUGGUGCUGGCAACCCAGUGGGGAUGGAUGGCCACCCUGGCCCUGCCCUCAUGGCUCCCACUCCAAUGGGGGAGAUAGAUCUGUCCCUGGACAGUAGUGACCCAGAGUGAGCAGGGCUCAGACAGGGGAGCCCAGGAGCAGGGAACCCAAGAUGCCAGGAGUGCAUCUGACCCAGUCUGGUAGUCAGCGAGGGCUUCCUGGAGGAGGAGACCAGUAAAUUAAGUCUCCAAAAGAUAAACACAAAAAGGUUGGGUUUAGGACAUCUCUGGUGGCCUAGAGGUUAAGAAUCUGGAGUCAUCACUGCUGUGGCUUGGGUUACUACUGCGGUGUGGGUUCAAUCCACACUUCCACAUGCUUCAGGUGUGGCCAAAAGAAAAAAAAAAUUGGGGUAAUUUCCACUGUGGCUCAGCAGUAAUGAACCUGACUAGUAUCCAUAAGGACAUGGGUUCGAUCCCUGGGCCCCCUCAGUGGGUUAAAGAUCCCGAGUUGCUGUGGCUGUGGUGUAGGCUGGCAGCGACAGCUCCGAUUCAACCCCUAGCCUGGGAACUUCCAUAUGCCUCUGGUGCAGCCCUAAAAUGACCAAAAAAAAAAAAAAAAAAAAAAAAUUAGGGUUAUUUCCAAUAAAGGCAUAACAGUCUGUGACUCCAGGGGAAAGCAGAAGGAGAAAUUCACUGAGGAUUGAGCAAUGCCUUUUGCCUUUGGGAAACUCCGUCAUAUAGGGGAGGGAGGGAGCAGGAGGGAGCAAUUCAGAAUUUCAACCUAAACAGCAUCCUCUGGGCCAGGACCAAGGAGGGGGAGGGAGCACUUCAGGACCCAAAUGAGGGACAAUCGCUGACGGGCUGGGGCAGUGGGGUGCAGAGCAGGUUGGGGGGGGGGCUUGGGACAAGGGAAGUGUAUUUUUUCAUUCAUUCAAGAGAGAUUCGUUUAUAUCUACCCUCUGCCCGGCCCUGGGCUGGAGACAAAACAGUGACCCAGACAGCCCAGGCCCCACCCCUAUGGCGCUCACAGCAAAUGAGAAAAGAUAAUGUUUGGGAUCGAUAAGUUUAAUGGGGAAAAAUAAAGCCAAUUGAGAGGGUGGAGAGUG
Sus scrofa (pig) is the source of this 3373-nucleotide messenger RNA. NCBI's taxonomy places the organism in Eukaryota, Metazoa, Chordata, Mammalia, Artiodactyla, Suidae. The record is from RefSeq and is a predicted model, not a curated record.